GCCUUUCAUUUUUAUUUUUUUUUCUUCACCUGCACUUCAUCGCAGCUCACAUCUUUGACCUUCAUCUUCACCCCUACACUGCAAACAUCAUCAUGGGAACUCGUGUGUAUUUGGGCCAUCUCUCCAGAGAUGCCUCCGACCGUGAUGUCGAGGGUCUCUUCAAGAACUAUGGAAGACUUCGUGAGGUGACCCUCAAAAACGGAUUCGGCUUUGUUGAGUUUAGCGAUCCCAGAGACGCUAAGGAUGCUGUCUAUGAUAUCCAUGGCAAGGACUUUAUGGGUGAAAGACUGGUUGUCGAACUCGCCCGUGGCGAUAAAAGGGAUCGUCGUGAAGAUAGAGAUGAUCGCAGAUUCCGUCCCCCAGAGAGAACUGAGCACCGUUUGAUCGUCGAGAACCUCGCUCCUGGAGUGAGCUGGCAGGAUAUCAAGGACCUGAUGCGCAAGGCCGGUGAGGUCACUUUCGCCGACAUUAGCAAGGACAACGACAGCCAAGGUGUUGUUGAGUUUUCGUCUGCUGACGAUGUCAAGCAGGCGUUGAGGACCUUAGAUGGCGAGGAUUUGCGAGGCAAGCCUGUGAGCCUUCGUGAGUUCGAUCCAUCCCGCGAUACCGCUCCUCGUGAAAUGGGCCGUGGCGGCGGACGCGACAGAGAUCGUGGCCGUGAUCAUGGUCGUGACAGAGACCGUCGUCGUUCCCGCUCGCGCAGCAGAGAUCGCAACGACAGAUACCGCCGCCACUCUCACUCGCGCAGCCCUCGUCGCGACCGAGACCGCCGUCGUUCCCGUUCACGCAGCCCCCGUCGCGGUGAUAGCAGCAAGGAUCGUCGUUCAGGACGCAGCGCUCGUCGCUCUCGCAGCCCUGCUCCUAAAAACCGCAGCCCUGCCGGAUCCCCUGCCAGAUCCUCUGCGAGAUCUCCUGCCAGAUCCCCUGCGAGAUCCCCUGCGAGAUCUCCUGCCCGAUCGCCUGCCAGAGAACACACGCCCGCUAGAGAGCGCACUCCCUCGAGAGAGCGCUCCUACAGUCCUGUUGCCCGCAGGGAUCGCUCCCGAAGUGCUAGCCGAGACUAGAUCCUGAUUUUACGAUAGUCCCGCAUGCCUUGGACAGGCGUUAUUCAUACUUUUAAUAUUCGUUUUAAUUCUGAUGAAUAAAAACAUAUGCAAUUUGGCUUGAUCUCCUGGACGCACUG
Gamsiella multidivaricata is the source of this 1183-nucleotide messenger RNA. RefSeq lists its product as uncharacterized. Gene Ontology annotation, cellular component: ribonucleoprotein complex; cytoplasm; nucleus. The record is from RefSeq and is a predicted model, not a curated record. NCBI's taxonomy places the organism in Eukaryota, Fungi, Mortierellomycota, Mortierellomycetes, Mortierellales, Mortierellaceae. The coding region runs from base 93 to 1064 and encodes 323 amino acids. The transcript is spliced from 6 exons. Gene Ontology annotation, molecular function: mRNA binding.